CCUUCCCGGACUUGGGUGUUCUGGGGCUGGGCAGCGGACCGCUCGCGCCGAAACUUAGGGAAGAGGGCUCUCGGUGCCCCCAUCAUCUCUUGCUUUGAUCUGCUUGACCCCUCCUAGCCGUCGGGCCGGCGUCCGCCGGUGCUGUUGGAGAUUUCGGAACGGAGAGGUUGCUUCCUUCUUAAGAGUCUACAGCCUGACCUUCAUCCUCGAUAAGCAGAUACUUCCUGGGAUCACAGUUAGCACUUCUGCUUCCUCUUAGCUGUGUGGCUUGGGGCAGGUGACUUACCUUCCCUGAAGAAACCAAAGUUUUCUUCUGCAGUACAAGAUGGCAGACGAUCAGAACUCUGUUGGGGAGCAGGGAGCUGGGGAUUCAAUAAGCGAAGAUAUAGUUGAUGCUAAGCCCGAUCGGUCAUCGUUUGUCUCAUUCUUAAGAGAAGAGGGGAACUCUCUGCCUGUCGUCGCGGGGCAAAGCCUCGUUCUGAUGCACAAUGGGGUGCUUUCGGAUGGAGACCCAAGUAAGAAGAGAGGUGGCUCCAGGAAAUCCUUCAAGAGCACCAAGGACCCCGAGCCUACGUAUAGGUAUGACAUGAACUACGAGAAGGUGGGCAGGUGCAUCAUCAUCAACAACAAGAACUUCGAUGACUCGACAAGGAUGAGUGUCCGGAACGGAACCGACAGAGAUGCCGAGUCCCUUUGCAAGAGCUUCAGAGCCCUCGGUUUCAGUGUGACCGUGUAUAAUGACUGCUCCUGUGCCAGUAUGCAGGAUUUGCUGAGACAAGCCUCCGAGGAGGACCACAGGAACUCCGCCUGCUUCGCCUGCGUCUUACUGAGCCACGGAGAAGAAAACUUAAUUUACGGAACGGACGGCUUGAUGGCAAUCAAGGACUUGACGGUCCAUUUCCGGGGGGACAGAUGCAAAACCCUGUUGGAGAAACCCAAACUCUUCUUCAUCCAGGCGUGCCGGGGCACAGAGCUGGAUGACGGGAUCCAGGCCGACUCGGGGUCCAUCAAUGACACAGAUGCCAGCCCUCGAGCGAAGAUCCCAGUGGAAGCCGACUUUCUCUUCGCCUAUUCCACAGUUCCAGGCUACUACUCGUGGAGGAACCCUGGAAGCGGCUCCUGGUUCGUGCAGGCCCUCUGCUCCACCCUGAACGAGUACGGGAAGAGCCUGGACAUCUUGCAGAUCCUCACGAGGGUGAACUACAGGGUGGCCAGGCACUUCGAGUCCCAGUCCGAUGACCCGCGCUUCCACGAGAAGAAACAGAUCCCAUGCGUGGUGUCCAUGCUCACCAAGGAGCUCUACUUCUCAAAGUGACCGUCCAGGGGUGCCACGUGGCCGAAAAGCAACGGAUCGUUUACUGAUGAAUCAGAUUCUUUCUUUCUUAAUGCUCUUGAAAUAUCCGUAAAUUCGAAAGGGUUUUUAGUUCAGGAAAAUUUGUUGAUUCAACAGGGAAAAAACUUUCUGGUGCUCUUUUAUGUCUUCGGAAUUUUCGGUGUUACCUAUUGGAUGAUUUUGUCAUUUCCUCUUACGGUUCUCUUUGGUUUGUGUUUCUCUUCUUGUCGCACAUUGUCCAUACAACAAAAACGACCUCUGCGGAUGACUCUCAGCUGUGUGCACUGUGACUAAGGGUGACAGUGGGGAGGCAGAGUCAUGUUGGUACCAGGCAAGGAGAGUCCCAGUGCUUGACAAAACGUCCAGGGGCGGGCCACCCCCUGUAUUGCAGGGAGGGUCUAGAUUGGGCCUAGAGUGUGGUUUGAGUGAUUUUCCAGUGACCCAGGGCAGAUUCCUAUGCAGAAAUUCCCAGGUAAGCUAAAGGAGAAAACAGUUAAAUGAUUCUAUUUUGCAUGUCAGGAUCCAAUCAGGAAAACAAACUAUUCUAGGUGUUUCAACAGAGGGGAUUGAAGAGAGGAAGUUGACUUGCGUAGAUGAUAGAAAGAGAAGCCAAAGGAAAGGCAGCUGUUCCACCGAGAGCUGUGAGGCAGUGUGGCUGCCGGACGGAGUCCAGAAGCCGGGAUCGUCCACGGAGCUGGAGCCGCCCUGUGGGGCUGCCUGGUGGGAGCGAGGACCAUGCAGGAGAGAAGUUACAGGGAAUGGAGCCAUGGCAGGGACAGCCACUGCUGAGAUGGGGCAACACCAGGCGAAUCAGACGUGAGAAGUAUGUGACUUCACCUCUGCUGCCCUCCAGUCUUAGUCCAGCACCUUCCGCUUCCAGCCUCACCUGGAAGCCAGUGGACAAGGGCACUAGGAAGUGUGUUUCCCUGCAAUACAGCAGAGCCAGGGAUAGUGAAUGGGGCUGGGGAGGAGCAAGAAGUGAGUAUACGCCUGUGCAUAAUGUGAACAGAAGUAACUUACUCCCUGAUGUUCAGCGAUUCCUCCAUUCAGCCCUAUAUUCAUUCCGUUGUCAGACUAUCUAUCGCCCGCUAUGUGCAAAAUAAUGUUUUAGCUUGAAUAGAUACUUGAAACUUUUUAGAUUAUUCCAAGCCCCAUUCCAAGUAAGCUUUUGUUAUCUCUGAUUCUCUUAAGUGGGGGGAAAUGUAGGGCAAAGGUUUUCACACUUUGUUUUCCAGCUGGUGGUAUCUUUUAAAUUCUUGACAAGUUUCUACUUUGUUCUGCCUAAUAACUGGCUAAAAAAAAUGUUCAUAUUUAUUGAUUAAAAUGUGA
Messenger RNA from Molossus molossus (Pallas's mastiff bat), 2662 nucleotides. It is a transcript of the gene CASP7, whose product is annotated as caspase 7. Lineage: Eukaryota; Metazoa; Chordata; Mammalia; Chiroptera; Molossidae. The coding region runs from base 326 to 1315 and encodes 329 amino acids. The record is from RefSeq and is a predicted model, not a curated record. Gene Ontology annotation, cellular component: cytoplasm. Gene Ontology annotation, biological process: apoptotic process; proteolysis. The transcript has 9 exons.